UUCAGCCAAGCAGUACACGUGGCAGCUAGUGGGGCAAUAUCUGAGUCUUAUCUGGGGCAGUUACCAAACAAAAUGUCGACUGCACCUGAAGCCGAGGGCGGACACCGUUCGGGAUGCGACUACAACACCCAUUUUGAUGUCAAGACCUAUCUGAACAAUUAUUACGUCUUGGAGAACAACCCGUACCUUUACAGGUUUUUGCAGAUGAUGCACCAGCUUGUCGCGGCAGGGUCCAUUCCCGAUGGUGGUCGACUACUUGAUGUUGGUUCCGGUCCUUGCAUUCAUUCUGUCAUUUCCACCGGGAGUCGAUGUUCGGAGAUCGUCUGCUCAGAUUUUGUUGAGCAGAAUCGAGAUGAGAUUCUCCGAUGGGUGAAUGGUGCCAUUGAUGCUCAUAACUGGGAACCUGUAUUUCAGUAUGUCUGUAAAUUGGAAGGGAAAAGUGACGAAUGGAAAACGCGACAGAGUCACAUCCGACAAGCGAUAAAACAUGUCGUACCAUGUGACGUUCAUCAAGACAACCCAUUAGCUCCAUUGGUGUUCGAGCCUUUUGACGUCAUCACCUCAAGUCUGUGUUUGGAGGCAGCGUGUCUUGACGAACCAUCGUACAGGAAAGCAGUCAAACGUCUUGCUUCAUUAUUGAAACCAGGCGGAUUAUUGAUCAUUGGCGGCGUCCACGGUCAAUCCUUCUACUCAGUAGCAAAGGAGACGUUUAGCUCUCUGCCAACAAGUAAACAAAUGAUCGAAAGUGUUUUUGCUGACGCUGGUCUCGGUGAUUUCCGUUGGUUCGUUGAUGACAUUGAAAAGGGGGAAUAUGACAAGGCAAUUGGAGAUGUCUUUGAUGCUCCUGCAGAUUGCACAGGCAUUUUUGCAGUAAGUGCUACGAAGAAAUGAGAGGCACUUCGGGACGAGACACGCAGAAGAGUACUGAUUUAAAUAUGUUCAUCUAAUUACGAAGGGGACUAACGAGCUAGUGACUGGUCACAUUCGGCCCAUUGCCUCCAUUUCACACUGAAGAUAUUACAAUGUAGCCAACAUUUACCUAUUCCAUUUGAUUAAUUAGAUUCAAAUGCUUUAUUUGAAUGAUAUGUCUGUCCUUU
Molecule: messenger RNA, 1097 nt
Organism: Lineus longissimus
Lineage: Eukaryota; Metazoa; Nemertea; Pilidiophora; Heteronemertea; Lineidae
Product: indolethylamine N-methyltransferase-like
Exons: 3
Coding region: 73-891 (272 amino acids)
Cellular component (GO): cytosol
Molecular function (GO): N-methyltransferase activity
Source: RefSeq, a predicted model, not a curated record